GUUAUUUCCAUUACCUUUUUUCAACUGAUUGAUAUGCGUUGGCAUCUAGCAAUGUUACGUCACGCAUUCAAUUGUCAGGAGCGAUUUACCGGUUAGUUGAACUUGAGAGUUGAACAGUCACGCAGCCAAUGAAACUGGAGCUCCAAAAAAAAUAACAGAAAAAAACAGGAACGUUCACUUCAACGUAGUGCGCCAAAAAUAUUGAACACUUGCAAUUUUUCAUUAAUUUGAUUGAUUUUUUUUUGGGAAUUUACGAUGGGUUUGCAAGAUUAUAAGCAACUCGUGGGGAAUUCAGCUGCAAUAUGUACGAUGGCUCACAUGCUAUCUGGAACAUUAGUUUGUUGGAAUAUUUACCUCAAGGGCACCUCCGAUGGAUCCGAUCCAAUGCCGUUUAUCGGGGGAAUUGCAAUGGGAUUCCUCAUGCUCCAGUAUUCCUUCAUUCUCAAGGAUCCAGCUAUGCUGAGCGUCAAUAUCUUUGGUUUGGCGACUAGUAUAAUUUAUGUCGUGGUAUUUUAUAUUUAUUCAUCAAAGAAGAAUGAAAUUUCCACGACGAUAGUAAAAAUGCUCAGCGUAGUCGGAACACUUAUGAUAUAUGCAAAAAUGGAGAAUCCAGUAGUUCUCGAGUUCAGAUGGGGGAUUCUAACGACUCUUGCACUUUUUAUGCUGAUAGCUGCACCACUGGCUAAUCUCGGACAAGUGAUAAGAACGAAAAGUACAGAGGUCCUUCCAUUCCCUAUGAUAGCAAUGGGCACUUUGGUGUCUGCUUUAUGGCUGUUGUACGGAGUAAUUAUCGACAAUUCAUUCAUCAUCCUACAAAAUGUCGUGGGAAUUGGGCUCUACAUCAUCCAGCUCUCCCUUUUCGUAAUAUAUCCAUCGAAACCUGCAUCUGACAAACCGGAGAAGAAAAUUCAAUGAAAUUUGUCAAUUAAAAAGACUUUAACGUUCCAUUCCAGAAUGUUAUUAUGCAUUCCAAUCGAUCAUUUAUUGAUUGUUUUUUUAAAAGAAUAUUCUUCUCUAGACAACUUGGACAAAAAUAUUUUUAUAAUUGAGUAGAAAUUGAGCAAUGUAAAUAGACUUUUUGUAAAUGCAAUUUUAACAAAAUAAAUUUGACUGUCGACAAAUGAA
This is a messenger RNA of Diachasmimorpha longicaudata, 1125 nucleotides long. Its product is annotated as sugar transporter SWEET1. Bases 256 to 915 code for a protein of 219 amino acids. Gene Ontology annotation, biological process: carbohydrate transport. The transcript is spliced from 6 exons. Gene Ontology annotation, cellular component: membrane. The record is from RefSeq and is a predicted model, not a curated record. NCBI's taxonomy places the organism in Eukaryota, Metazoa, Arthropoda, Insecta, Hymenoptera, Braconidae. Gene Ontology annotation, molecular function: sugar transmembrane transporter activity.